AUGAAGGAAAAAGACACAAACGACCCCAUCCUUGCCCCCGGAGACGGAACCUCAACCGCCGCCGAAACGAGCUCUGACGCGGUCGAGCAGCUCCGCCAGCUCAAGAAACACCACCACUGGGACCCCAAUCUCCCCGACGAAGUCGCUCACGAGAUCGAGGAUGCCCUGCACACUACCAACGACGACACCCGCCAGGAAAUUGCCCACGACCUCCUCGACAACUCUCCGUACCCCGAAGUCCGCGCCGCAGUCCCCAACCGCGAUGAAGGCGGCCACUCGAACACCAUCCGCGCCUGGGUCAUCGGACUCCUCCUCGCGACGAUUGGUUCCGCACUGAAUAUGCUCUUCUCGAUGCGCCAGCCGUAUAUUGUCAUUCCGUCGUAUGUCGCCCAGGUCGUUGCGUACCCGAUCGGUCUUGCGUGGGCAAAGGUCAUGCCGAAUAAGACGUACAAGGUUUUUGGUGUGAGGUUUAAUCUCAAUCCGGGUCCCUUCAGCAAGAAGGAGCACGCUAUCUCUGUGAUCAUGGCCAAUGCAACCUUCGGUGGUGGGGCGGCGUACGCGACUGAUGUUCUCCUGGCGCAGCGCGCGUUCUACAAGCAGCGGUAUGACUGGGCCUUUGAGAUCUUCAUGUGUAUUUCGACACAGAUGCUAGGAUUCGGGCUCGCUGGCUUUGUUUACCGAUUUCUCGUCACUCCUGCCGCCAUGAUUUGGCCUUCGACAUUGAUCAAUACCUCGCUUUUCACUGCGUUGCAUGACCGUGGCAAGCCGGAUCCGCUCAAGGUCAGUGGCUGGACGUUGGGAAAGUACCGCAUGUUUUUGUACUGCAUGAUUGGAUCGUUUGUGUGGUACUGGUUUCCUGGGUAUCUGGCCCCGUUUCUCAGUGUCUUUGCAUUUGUUACUUGGAUCAAGCCACAGAAUGUGAUUAUCAAUCAGCUAUUUGGUGGAUGGACCGGUUUGUCGUUGAUUCCGAUUACCUUUGACUGGACCCAGAUCUCGGGAUUCAAUUUUAGCCCGCUCAUCGCGCCGUGGCAUGGGAUUGCAAAUACCCUGAUUGGGCUAAUCCUUUGGUGCUGGAUUGUCACCCCUGCCUUGCACUACAGCGGUGUCAAUCACUCGAAGCACCUCCCCAUCACCGACUCCACCAGCUAUGACAAUACCGGGCAUGUGUACAACGUCUCGCGCAUCCUGACCAAGGAAAUGACGCUAGACAAGGCCAAGUACGAGAGCUAUUCUCCUCUUUUUCUGUCUACCACGUUCUACCUCUGCUACGGUCUUUCGUUUGCAACCAUAAUUUCCGUCCUUGUGCAUACUGUCCUGUUCCAUGGCAAGGACAUCUGGGCGCGUUUCAGAGAGGUUGGCCAGGAGGAGGAAGACAUUCACGCCAGACUGAUUGCUCGCUUCAAGCCAGUUCCUAUCUGGUGGUACGGAACUGUUUCGCUCGUCAUGAUUGGAAUGGCCCUUGGCGUUACCCAAGGCUACGAUACACAUCUGACUUGGUGGGCGUUUUUCCUCUCUCUCAUCAUGGCAUGCAUAUGGAUUAUUCCCAUCGGCAUUAUCGCAGCCUCGACAAACAUCUCCAUCGGCCUGAACGUCAUCACCGAAUUCGUCAUUGGUUACAUGCAACCCGGUCGGCCAAUGGCGAUGAUGUUGUUCAAAACCUACGGGUACAUCACCAUGUCUCAGGGCCUAUCUUUCUGUCAGGAUAUGAAGAUCGGCCACUACAUGAAGAUUCCGCCACGAGUUACGUUUCAGGCACAGAUAGUCGCCUGCCUCUGGUCCUCGGUCGUGCAGAUCUGCGUGAUGAACUGGGCUCUCGGCGCCAUCCCCGGUAUCUGCACCCCACACCAGGAGAACCACUAUACCUGUCCAGGAGGCCGUGUCUUCUUCACAGCUUCAGUGAUCUGGGGAACCAUCGGCCCCGCGCGCAUGUUCUCACCCGGCCAGAUGUAUUCCGGUCUCAUGUGGUUCUGGCUCCCGGGGUUCCUUCUCCCAAUUGUAUUCUAUGUCCUCGCUCGUGUGUCGAAACACGCCAGAUGGGGUCGUCACAUCCGCCUGCUAAACGCACCGAUCAUCUUCGGCGGCGCGGGCCUUAUCCCGCCCGCGACUCCGCUUAACUACCUCUCCUGGGGAUUUGUUGGGCUCGUCUUUAACAAAUACAUCCGAGAUCGCUGGCGCGGAUGGUGGAUGCAGUACAACUACGUGCUGUCGGCGGGAUUGGACGUUGGCCUGGCGUUGUCGACGAUUCUCAUUUUCCUUGCGCUGAAUUUGACGAAGACGGAUUUUCCUAGCUGGUGGGGAACCAGCAUCGCGGCUGAUACGAUGGAUGCUCAGGGAACAGCGGUGCAGGUUACGGGGGAGAGAUUUGGACCGGAGAAGUGGUGA
This is a messenger RNA of Aspergillus calidoustus, 2382 nucleotides long. Lineage: Eukaryota; Fungi; Ascomycota; Eurotiomycetes; Eurotiales; Aspergillaceae. The record is from the annotation of a GenBank genome assembly.